AUUUAGUAAAUACCAGUAAAUGCCGUAAAUACUUUGUCAUUGUAAAUCAUAGAACGGAAAGCCAGUAAAAAAAAAUUGUUAAUGGUUAACUGUAGAAAUGAGGUAAUUGGUUUCACAUUUGUGUCUUGGAUACUACAAGAAUUUUUUCUCUUCAACUCUUGGAACAUUUCUCCCUUAGAGCGAUAUAAGCCAUGAAUGUAGAGAAAAAAUAGCUAACAGUAUUAAAAAGCAUAGAAAUAAAAAAAGAAUAAAAAAGAAUGGCAAUGGAAAACAAAGACUUCAUUAUAAAGAAAGUCCUACAUGCUGGAACUAAGACCGUCGUUUUUGUACCUGGAACAAAAGUAAUAUUCCACUUUAGAUCAAUGAAAUGCAAUUCGGAGCAAACUGUCAUUGACGACACCAGAGCGUUGGGACGGCCCAUGGAGUUAGUCCUGGGUAAGAAGUUCAAGCUCGAAGUCUGGGAAGCAAUCGUACAGAAAAUGGCAUUGAACGAGGUCGCACAUUUCAGUAUCGAUAAGAGUUUACUCUCGGCAUAUCCAUUUGUAUCCAAAACCUUUCGGGAAAUCGACAAACCACGAUCAGAAAGACGUAGCCAUCAUUGCUGUGGAGUGACAUUGCAAAAUGAAGGAAUUGGAUAUGAUGAUUUAAAUGAUCUCGUUAAGAAUCCACAGGAUUUGGAAUUCAUAAUAGAAUUAUUAGAAGUGGUCCAACCCAACGAAUACGAUAAGGAGACAUGGCAAAUGACGGAAGAAGAAAGGUCUAAGAGCAUUCCUAUCUUAAAAGAGAAAGGAAACCUCUUAUUUAAAGAAAAGGAUUACACGGGUGCUGCCGAGGCAUAUGCAAAGGCGAUAGGGAUAGUGGAACAAUUAAUGCUCGCUGAAAAACCGAAUGACACAGAGUGGCUCGCAUUAAACAAGAUGAAAACUCCACUGCUACUGAAUUUUGCUCAGUGCAAGCUAUUGGAAAAGGACUAUUAUGCAGUUAUUGAACACUGUACGACUGUACUUAGAAGUGAACCAGAUAACAUCAAAGCACUUUUUCGGCGAGGUAAAGCACACAUGGGUGCAUGGAAUCAAACCGAAGCUAUUGCCGAUAUGUCCAGAGUUGUUAAAUUAGAUCCAUCGUUAGGGUCAUUAGUUAAUAAAGAGUUACAAGCUUUUGCCUCUCUUGUUAAAGACAAAGAUAAACUUCAAAAAGAAAAAUUCUCAAACAUAUUUGUAUAGAAAUGGAAUUUACAUUUUGCACAAUUAAAAUUAAGCAUACAUGGAUUUGAAUUCAGGCAUUACGUUAACCAGAUGCUUGGGUAAAAUAUGAGUGUAAUAUGUCUUAUUCAAUAUGUAAAUGUUUGAUGUGCACAGAUUUUCGCACUAAACAAAAAAAUAUUAAUUUUUUAA
Molecule: messenger RNA, 1394 nt
Organism: Orussus abietinus
Lineage: Eukaryota; Metazoa; Arthropoda; Insecta; Hymenoptera; Orussidae
Product: AH receptor-interacting protein
Exons: 6
Coding region: 258-1223 (321 amino acids)
Molecular function (GO): protein binding; peptidyl-prolyl cis-trans isomerase activity
Source: RefSeq, a predicted model, not a curated record